Pseudophryne corroboree (corroboree frog) is the source of this 5443-nucleotide messenger RNA. RefSeq names its product dipeptidyl peptidase 8 (gene DPP8). Gene Ontology annotation, biological process: proteolysis. Bases 276 to 2948 code for a protein of 890 amino acids. NCBI's taxonomy places the organism in Eukaryota, Metazoa, Chordata, Amphibia, Anura, Myobatrachidae. The transcript has 20 exons. The record is from RefSeq and is a predicted model, not a curated record. Gene Ontology annotation, molecular function: dipeptidyl-peptidase activity; serine-type peptidase activity.
UGGUGUGAGGGAGCGCGCUGUCUGUGGUCGCCACAUCAUACGCCGCACUACUCUGUGCGUUAUUUACACAACCGGGAGUGUCAACGUCCACUGCGGGGUACACCGCCGCCUCCAGCCAACAGGGGGCGACCGCGCCGACCUGAUCUCAGGAAGCGGAUGUGUGAGCGGCAGUUGGACCGGGGCUGGAGUGAGAGAACGAAGAGCAGCCAAGUCACAACCGGGAAGAGAGAGCAGCAAAAGCCGGGCCUGGCCGCCCACACCUGCCCGCUUCCCCCAUGCUAGGAUGCAACAUGGCAGCAGCUAUGGAGACUGAACAGGUUGGUGUAGAAAUAUUUGAGUCCACACGCAGCCAUGGAAGCCUGGAGGCAGUCGGAGGGGAGCCCAAGCCAGAACCUUUCUAUGUGGAGCGCCAUUCAUGGAGCCAGAUGCGGAAGCUGCUGGCGGACACCAGAAAGUACCAUGGAUACAUGAUGGCCAAGGCUCCGCACAGCUUCACCUUUGUUAAGAGAAAUGACCCAGAUAGCCCUCACUCUGAUCGCAUGUACUAUCUGGGUAUGUCGAUGUCUGGAGAAAACCGGGAGAACACUCUGUUCUACUCAGAGAUCCCAAAGAACAUUAACCGUGGUGCAGUCCUCAUGCUGUCCUGGAAACCUCUGCUGGACACUUUUCAGGCUACCCCAGAUUACGGCAUGUACUCCCGUGAAGAAGAGCUCCUGAGAGAGAGAAAACGUAUCGGAACAGUUGGCAUCUCUGCAUUUGAUUACCAUGCAAAAAGUGGAACUUUCCUGUUCCAAGCUGGAAGCGCCAUUUAUACUGUUAGAGAUGGGGGUACCCGUGGGUUCACGAAGCAGUCCCUCCAACCUCGGUUACUGGAAAGCGGUUGUCCUAACAUCCGCAUGGACCCUACCAUCUGUCCUGCAGACCCCAGCUGGAUGGCAUUUGUGCACAGCAACGACUUGUUUGUCGCUAAUAUAGAGAGUGGAGAGGAGCGCCGGUUGACCUUUGUGCACAAAGACUUAGUUGGAGUGGAGGAAGACUGCCGAUCAGCUGGCGUAGCCUCAUUUGUGCUGCAAGAGGAAUUUGAUCGUUACACAGGAUACUGGUGGUGCCCCAGUAAUGAGACAACUGCAUCUGGUGGUCAAAUUCUGCGCAUCCUCUACGAGGAGAACGAUGAGUCUGAAGUGGAGAUUAUUCAUGUGACCUCCCCAAUGCUGGAGACUCGCAGGACGGAUUCAUUUAGGUACCCCAAAGCUGGAACGGCAAAUCCAAGAGUGACGUUUAAACUGUCAGAGAUAACAGUGGAUGCAGAGGGCAGGGUGCUGGAUGUUGUAGACAAGGAGCUCAGGCAGCCGUUUGAGGUGCUGUUUGCUGGAAGUGAAUACAUAGCCAGAGCUGGCUGGACUCCAGAUGGAAAGUAUGCCUGGGCUGUCCUGUUAGAUCGUCCACAGACACGUCUGCAGAUUGUCCUCAUCCCACCCUCACUGUUUGUGGCUCCUUAUAAAGAGCUUUCGGAACAUCACCGACUGUCAGAUUCUGUGUCUGACUCUGUAACACCUCUUGUGAUCUACGAGGAGACAACAGACAUUUGGAUAAAUAUUCAUGAUAUCUUGCACUUCUUCCCCCAAACCCGAGAUGAUGAGAUCCAGUUCCUUUUUGCUUCAGAGUGCAAGACAGGUUUCCGGCAUCUUUACCGAAUCACCAGCGUAUUGAGAGCAGCCAGUUCUGGUAGGGCAGGAGCUGACCUGCUGGGGCUCAGUGACUUCCGAUGUCCCGUAAAGGAGGAGGUGGCUGUGACCAGUGGAGAAUGGGAGGUUCUUGGCAGGCAUGGAUCCACCAUUCGGGUUGAUGAGGUGAAUAGAUUGGUCUAUUUUGAGGCUACAAAGGACACGCCUCUAGAACACCAUCUGUAUGUUGCAAAUUAUGAGACACCUGGAGAGGUGACAAGACUUACAGACCUGGGCUUUUCCUAUUCUUGUUGUGUCAGCAAGCACUGCGAUAUGUUCAUUAGUAGAUAUAGCAGCCAGACUCUACCACAUUCAGUGCAUCUUUUUAAAAUAAAAGGCAGUGGCACCGAUCCAACCCAAAGGGAUAAGGAAUUUUGGGCUACUCUUCUCGAGUCACCAGGGACUGUUCCCGGGUACAUCGCCCCAGAAAUUUUCUCCUUCCCCAGUCGGACCGGCUUCACUCUAUACGGCAUGAUGUAUCGGCCUCAUCAGUUGCAGCCAGGGAAAAAAUACCCAACUGUCCUCUUCAUUUAUGGGGGGCCACAGGUACAAUUGGUCAACAAUCGGUUCAAAGGUGUUAAGUAUUUCAGGCUGAAUACCCUUGCGUCGCUGGGGUACGUAGUUGUUGUAAUUGACAAUCGGGGUUCCUGUCACCGUGGACUGAAGUUUGAAGGAGCUUUCAAGUACAAGAUGGGUCAAGUAGAGAUUGAUGAUCAGGUUGAGGGGUUGCAAUAUCUGGCUGCUAAACAUAGCUUCAUAGACCUUGACCGAGUUGGUGUCCAUGGUUGGUCAUAUGGAGGCUAUCUCUCACUAAUGGCGUUGAUUCAACGGCCUGAUAUAUUCAGAGUGGCUAUUGCUGGAGCACCCGUCACACUAUGGAUUUUCUAUGACACGGGAUAUACAGAGCGGUACAUGGGCCAUCCUGACCAAAAUGAACAUGGCUACUACCUGGGUUCUGUGGCAAUGCAGGCCGAGAAGUUUCCCUCUGAACCAAGCCGCCUGCUUCUCUUGCAUGGUUUUCUAGAUGAAAAUGUGCACUUUGCCCACACAAGCAUCUUGCUUAGCUUCUUGGUGCGCAGUGGAAAACCAUAUGACCUACAGAUCUACCCUCAGGAGCGUCACAGUAUUCGGGUUCCUGAGUCAGGAGAACAUUAUGAACUGCACCUCCUGUAUUACCUGCAGGAAAACCUGGGUUCUCACAUAGCAGUCACCAAAGCCUUGUGAGCAAAGUGUUAAUGGUGGUCACGGUCGGGUUAAGCAGUGUGGCACCCCUGCUACCGCCAAAGAGAGGCCCAGUAUACACAGCUUGGUUCUAGGCUGACCUGCAGAGGAGAGGGAAUUGAAGGCAUAAUCCCUGUACUACAGUGAUAUCCCAACACCUUCUACCAGUGAGAGGAUAAAAUACAUGUAUCGCAGCUCCUAACUGCAUUCACAUAGUUGGGGAGUAUGUAACCCGCUACACUACGUGUCUUUUUGCAGAUAUUAAUGUGUCACUAAGUGUUAUUUCUUUUCAUAUGCAUAUGGCCCCCUAGGUCUGUGUUGAUCAGUAAGUUGUUGUAGUGGCUAUUGCAUUUGGUUUGUUACCAGAUUCAGAGCAAGCUCAUCCUACUGCAGCCGAUGCACUUCUACCAUGGUAUAAUAACACAUUGGAUUGAAAAUGCGUUCCUUACCGCUGCACUUUAUAUGACAACAGAGUGACAUGUUAAUCACCAUGUCUCACCCAUUAGUGGAUUACAGUGCUCUGCUAAUGCUUUGUAUUUCAGUACUACGUGGUGGAGUCUAGUAGUAGGACAGCACUUGAUCCUUGAAGGGUGAAUUACCCAGCACGGUACUUCUGCUACUUGGGGAAUGCAGGGACAAGGAUGGGGGGAUGCAAAUUUCACACUAUCCUAUAGGAACACUUAAAAAACAAACAGCCCUAAUGGUAUAAAGGUGCAGAAUGUCGUCUGUGGAUCAUGCUUUUAGAGCACACUGUCCACCCUUACAAUUGAGCACGUUUUGGAGUGCUUUUUUUUAUAUGCCUCUCUUAUCACUCCUCUUCCCGUCCUGACAGCUAUUGUCAUGCAGGAUUGCUUUGCAUGAGUUUUUGACCUGGAGUUACAUAUUACAUAUCUGUCCCUCCCACCAGUUAAUACACCUCCGUAUUCUCCAUCGCAGUUCAAUUUUGGUAUCCAUGUUUCAUUUUGUAGUCUAGACCACAGGUUCUCAAACUCAGUCCUCAGGACCCCACACAGUGCAUAUUUUGCAGGUCUCAGAAUCACAAAAUAAAUAAUUAGCUCCACCUGCGGACCUUUUAAAAUGUGUCAGUGAGUAAUUACUACACCUGUGCACCUGCUGGGUUACCUGCAAAACAUGCACUGUGUGGGGUCCUGAGGACCGAGUUUGAGAACCUGUGGUCUAGACAAUAAGCAGCAUUGCAGCUGUAGUGAUCCUUUAGCUCCCCGGUGGCAGAAAAGCCCCACUUUACCUGUCCGAUGAUUGCUGCUCUACUUCCUUGAAGAAUAUAGCAUUGCUUGUGUUGUGCAGGGACAUCAUGCAGUGUGCAGUGCCAGGGUUCCACUCUAGAGGUUGUUUACACACUUCACCUGUAAUGUAAAGCACUUUAGAACAUGUAAAAAGGUGCUAAUUGAACUACUUGAACAUAAUUCAUUAUUUCAAAGCCCAUGGCUUUGAAAUGCAUCUUAUGAAAAGUCUGUAAUAUUGGUGGCAGUUUUGAAGUAAAACUAGUGCGGUAGAUGUAACCUGCUACUUCACGACUUUGUUUUAUUUUUUUGUUUCUCCCCCGGUAAACCCUGUACAAAUUGUUGUAUACAAUCCUGACUGCUGUUAUACCUCACCCUGUCCUCACAAGAUUUUGUAGCAUGGUGUAUAAUGCAUUGCUAUUUUAACAUGGAACUCUGUCACCGCUGAUUUAAAAAUAUACAGUGUUGUACAUUUUUAAGCCUGUUAUCUGCAUCAGUCCAAAUUAAGUAGAGUGGAACCUUUUGUGAAUCUAAAUUCUAGUCACCCUACCUUUUCAGUUUACAGAGAUAACCCCAACCGUGGAGGUGGUUAACAUGCAAAUGAAUUGAUUUUCCUAUGACUUUAUAUGCUGCACAAUGAGAACUUUAAGGCCUGGUUCUCAAGGAGAUCACUUCUCUGCUGCUGUAUUCUUACGUUUGGUCCUACAUGUGGGCAUCCCAUUAUGGACCGGAAAACAGGAAUGCUAUUCACGAGGUGCUCGAUGACUGACGGCACCCCUAUAAAGUUAGGCCAUUUUGUGAGAGAGUUAAUUCCAAUUUAGUUCUUAGUAAUAUAAAUACUGGCACACACAUUUAAAUUAUUAUUGAACUAUCGUCCUAGAAUUGUUGGUAAGUACCUGUAGUUUAAGGUAUAAUUGGGCUGACCUCCCCGCCUUACCUUGUCCUUGCCUUUGUGUGAAGGCUAGACAUGCAGGGGGAGGAUGGAUAGCUUAGUUUUACUGUUGUCAGCCCAAGUGGGACAUAUUUCUGUCUCUUCUUCAGUGAUCAUGUACAAAUUUCUAGAAUGUCAAGUGUUUUAAACUAAAACUGUAAUUAUAUGAAUUUUUAUUUUAAUUGUUAAUAUCUUCAACUGUUACUCUCAUCAUGUCACUGUCAUUAAUCCAGUAUGCUCUCUUCUCACACAAACUUUUAAAGGUGCCAUAUUCUGCUAUGUUUGAAAAUCAGAGAUGCAAUAGUCUGUAAAAAAGAGGGAAAACA